AGGCAUUGUGCCAUUGCUCCCCCUGCAACUAUGGCGGGUCGUCCCUGUCGUUCCUGUACUGCAUAUCGUCGGGGGUGCUCCAGGGCUGCCCCUUCAACGGCUCCCUGUACAUCGUGGCUUCCAACGCCUGCGUUCUUGACAUCGAUCGGAGCCUCCUCCUCCAAGGGAAGAUGUUGGGCAUUUCUCGGUUCUGUGCUGAUGAUCUUGGGUCAGUGGUGUAUCAUCCCCGCGCCUUCCCGAGACUUUCCCGCAUCUUUCGGCUCGCUGGUAAGUUUGCCAACCUACGACUCAAACACAGGAAAUGCAUCGUGGUCCCUCUGUGCGACCGUGGCAACGCCGUGGCCAUGAGUCGCUUGCGCGCCGCGCUUUUGGCGGCUGACGCCAGUUGGGCCGACUUCACCUUCGCCCCAUCGGUGACGCACCUGGGCUUCCAGGUCGGUCCAGGCGCUUCGCACGCAGAUCAGUGGCGCCCCCCCCCCUGGCGAAACACGUGCUCCGCACGACGGAGAUCAGCCGGCAGGGCGCGCCGCUCGGGGUGGCGGGGGAGCUCUAUCGGACGCGCGCCCUUCCAGUCCUCCCCUACGGGGCCCAGCUGGCGCCGCUGGGUUGACAGGAGGCCCAGGGCCAGCGCGCGAUCAUCGCUCGCCUCCUGCGCAUGUCCGACUGCUUCGCGCUGGCGGGCUGGAGCGGUCCGAGGUUCGACUCUAUGUAUGCUAUGGCUGCCGCGGCGCUGAUUCGCUCCGCGCUGACGACGUGCUCCGCCUUGCGGGAGGGCCUCCGCUUCCUGCGCGCGCAGGCCCGGUACGUCGGCACGAUGGAUCUGUGGUGCUCCCCGCUGCUAGCGCCCCCCUUCUGGGCCGCUCCACCAUUCGCGGUGGCGCUGGAGUCGGCGGCUGCUGGGUUUCCCUGUGAUUGUCAUCUGGCUGCGGGCGGGGCCGCCGCACGAGAGCUGUUCGAUUGCGACGCCUGCGAGCCCGCGCCCGCGCUCCUGGACAUCUUCGGGACCACGCCGCUGUCUACCAGCCUUGCACGGGCUGUGGAUCGUGCUCGACGCGUUGCUGCUGACCAUCGGGUCCCAGGGCGCAUCAAGUGGCAGUCCAUCUUCCGUGCCAUCUUUAUCCAAACUAUCUUCCCUGAGCGCAUCGGCGAGCUGAUCGACCGCCGACUCCGCCGACACUUCCAGCUCGAACUUCACGAUCAGGGUGCUCUUCGUCGGUGUAUUCUGCGUGCCCCUCGGGCGCGGGCGACGAUAGCGCUCAAAACGUACCUGGGCGGAUGGAUCGGUAACCAUCGGUUGCAGCGAAGGGCCCCAUGUAUAUACGGCUGCCCCCACGGUCGGGAUGCGAUCGGGCACAUAUUGAGGUGCCCCAGGAACAUGCACUUCGCCGCGCUGGCUCUGCGCAUGGACUUGCCAGGCCUGCCCGCCUUUCGCCUCGGCAUGAUGUCCAGGCUGUUGCCACCUUUCGUCAGGCGGCCGAGCUUGUCGAGGCCACUCGUCUUGCGGUUCGCCUCCCGCUCCAACCACGCCAACGACAGCUGCUCCUCCGCUCUGUCCUCUUCGAGACGGUCCGACUGGCUCGAGCUGCUCGUGACCUUCUCCCGCCCCCCCCCUCGGAGUCGGAGAAUGACAUGGCUGGGAUGCAGGGGGCCGGCCCGACUUCAGGUGUUCGAGGAGACAUGGCGGAGGGGACUGGCCCGAGCCCUACUUCCUCGUCUUCUAGAGGGCUACUCCUUCAUCCUCUCAGAUUUGCUCCUCGUCGUCGUUGCGGGUCUCGUCUUCUUCGUGGGGUGUGCCUCGGAUGUGCGCUGAAAACAGUGAGCCGGCCCCUGCCAUCGCUUCUGUCCCAUCCUUGUCUCGCUCUCCUCCUCUGUCGCAAGCUUCAUCCGCCGAGCUCUUCUCCUCCCUCCCGAAUACGGAUUUUCCCUGCGCCUCGGGAUUGAUCGGUGAGCCCUCCCCCCUUCGUCCUCGGCAGUUUGAGCCUCCCAGUCCUCUCUCUGUGGGCCACCGUAAUCCUGGGCCUGUCUGUGUGGCUCUCGGGGUCCCGCCUUCCGCGUCCUCCUGGCCUGCUGAGCCUCCUCGUCCUGCUCUUGUGGGCACCCCCGAGGGCACCUCUGAGCAGUGAUUUCUCUAGCUUAGCGAUCUUUCAGUUUGUGGAUUACGACAUGCCGCGAUCCACGGGGUCUGCACAAGGAAGGCCAGGCUCCACCGCCCCCGUUGCGUAGAGUGGCCUGGUGGACAGACUCGUCCCCCCUGGUUGCGCUCUGCCUCCUCCUCCUCCUCUUCUUCCUCCUCCUCCCCUUCCUCCUCCUCCCCCCCCACCUUCACAUUCGGCCCAAGGUUUUUCCGGGCCCUCCCAGGACAUUCGGACCGCAGGCUGCUCAAGGCCCCCCCGCGCAGGGCACAGCCAUGGCAUCCGAGGCGCCGAGCGUUGCCCAGGCGGCCGCCGACUUCAUCAAGAAGCGGGCGCCCGGCUUCACGCCGCGGCUGGGCGUCAUACUCGGCAGUGGCAUGGGCGGUGUCGGCGCGGCAGUCGAAGAGCCGGUCGCCAUUCCGUACUCCGAGAUCCCCGACUUUCCAGUCAGCAGCGUCUCGGGCCAUGCCGGGAAGCUCCUGCUCGGUAAGCUCGGUGGCAUGAGCGUCGCCUGCUUGCAGGGAAGGGUGCACCUCUACGAGGGGAUGGAUCCCGCCACGGUGAGGGUCUACAUCUACACCCUGAAGCUCAUUGGCUGCGAGGCCCUCUUCCUGACCUCCGCCGUUGGCUCCCUGGUCGUCGAGAACGGUCCUGGCACGAUCGUCUGCAUCAGCGACCACAUCAACAUGCAGGGGCGCCAUCCGCUCAUUGGCAAGAACGACCCGAUCGGAACACGCUUCCCCGACAUGAAAGAUGCCUAUGACCCAGAGCUGCGGGCGAUGUUGGGCGAGUGUGCUAAGCAGCAUGGUAUCCGCAUGCCCGAGGGUGUAUAUCUUGCUCUCACUGGGCCGUCUUUCGAGACGCCGGCAGAGAUUCGAGCGCUGAAGACACUUGGCGCAGACCUUGUAGGCAUGUCAGUGGUUCCCGAGGUGAUUUGCGCUCGGCACUGUGGCCUACGUGUGGUGGGCGUGGGGAUCUGCGUCAACUUAGCCAGUGGACUUGGAGCUGGCACGAUAACGCACGAGGACACUCUUCACUUCACAUCCAAGGCAGCAGAUAGCAUGAAGUUGCUCAUGACAUCGUUUAUCGAAAAGUUCGGACAGCGCGGUCAAAAGAGGAAGGCUGAGGCGCUGGACUCUCCUCCUCCUUCAGACCAGGUGCUGGCGGAGCAUGCAACGGGGCUCAUCGAUCACACCAGCUUGGGGCUCGAUGACACCGGCGACGGCAUUCGCUCACUCGUCGACGCUGCCGUCGCGAAGCCGCCCCACACUGGGGCCCACACGGCGGCGGUGUGCAUCUACCCCAAGUUUGUUAGGCUGGUGCGCACCAUGCAGAAAGAGUGCCCCUUCCUAUACCCUCGCAGCCUGCGCGUCUGCACGGUGGUCAACUUCCCCAGCGGCCAGGAGCCCAUCGAGAAGGUCCUCGAGGAUACGGCCCGGGCCGUCGCGGACGGUGCCGACGAGGUGGACCUGGUCAUCGACUACAAGCUCCUGAAGGAGAACUACGCCAAGGGCCGGGAGGCGGCAGAGCUGUUGGUGCGGUCCGUCCGCGCCAACUGCCCGGAGGGGCAGGUGCUCCUGAAGGUCAUCAUCGAGAGCGGCGAGCUCGGCGAGGCCGAACUGAUCAAGCGGGCCUGCGAGGCGGCCAUCGCUGGCGGCUGUGACUUCGUGAAGACCUCCACGGGCAAGGUGAAGGUGAACGCGACGCCAGAGGCGGCCAAGAUCAUGCUCGGCGCGAUCGCUGCCAACGAGAGGACAAGGGGGCAUGGCACUGGCAGGGUCGUUGGGUUCAAGGCGGCCGGUGGCGUGCGAGACGUGGCCCAGGCUCGGGUCUACCUUGAGCUCGCAGCCGAGAUUCUCCUGGGCGACCGCAAGCGCGUUCUCGAAGUGGACUCGCGGCGGCUGCGCUUCGGGGCGUCGUCUCUGCUCCCGAGCCUUCGAAAAUGUGCAGCUGGCGCUGCAGAGGCGGCGCCGAGUGCAGCUGGCUACUGAGUUCGGGGCCUCACCGCUCGGCCACGGCCGCUGCGCUUCGGUACGCAGAGGGUGAGGAGGAGGUGGAGGAGGAGCAGAAGGUG
Prorocentrum cordatum is the source of this 4206-nucleotide messenger RNA. NCBI's taxonomy places the organism in Eukaryota, Dinophyceae, Prorocentrales, Prorocentraceae. The record is from the annotation of a GenBank genome assembly.